Molecule: messenger RNA, 1869 nt
Organism: Pochonia chlamydosporia 170
Lineage: Eukaryota; Fungi; Ascomycota; Sordariomycetes; Hypocreales; Clavicipitaceae
Product: amino acid transporter
Exons: 1
Coding region: 1-1869 (622 amino acids)
Biological process (GO): amino acid transmembrane transport
Molecular function (GO): amino acid transmembrane transporter activity
Source: RefSeq, a predicted model, not a curated record
AUGGAAGACAAUGACGAGAUCCCAAGUAGCUUUAGCAGCCGCAAGAGCCACCGACAUGCUGCAAUCCUCGACAGAUAUCUACCGGAGGGCUACUCUGCUGAUCCAGAAGUGAGUCUAUCGUCCCAAGCUGUGGUAGACAGCUCGACAGGACAUCUUCAACAAAGCCCAGAUCCGUCUACGACAGCGGCAGACUUGACUGAAGUUGGCCGUACUAUGACAACAGAAGAUAAUGCCGAUUCCUCAGCAAACAAUGACGAGCAGUCAUCACUGAGACUGCAAGGUGGAGACAUACACCGUGAUAUGUUCAAGAUCAAAGCUCGCGCAAACUCUCUGCGACGAGCCGCAACCUUCUCCCACCAGCCGUCACCGCGUUUGAGCCCUACUGACGAGCUCUCUUACCCAGAGCAACGCGUUCCAGGAGGAUUUCGGCGCCAACACAUUCAACACCAUGGAAGACAUCGCCGGAGAUUGAGUGGAACCUUGAUCGUUGCCCGAAACUUUAUCGACUUUCUCGAUUUAUAUGGCAGUUUUGCGGGCGAAGACUUGGAGGACGAGGACACCAGUUCCGAGGACGAGUCCGCGAUUGAAGAUCGUGACGUAGACGAGCCUGACGAGCGCCGUCCACUUAUUCGCCGCCCGGCACCGGGACGACGCCGCAGCUCUAGACGGCUUGCACGGGAAGGCGACGCUAGCACAGUGAAGACAUUUUUCACACUUAUCAAGGCCUUCAUUGGAACCGGAAUUAUGUUCCUUCCCAAGGCAUUUCGCAACGGUGGCAUUCUCUUCUCUUCUUUGACACUCGUGGCUGUGUCGCUGAUUAACUGUCUUUGCUUCCGCCUCCUGCUCGACUGCCGGCAAAGAUACGGCGGUGGUUAUGGCGAAUUAGGAGCAGCCAUUGUUGGUCCUAAGUUUCGCAACCUCAUUCUUGGCUCCAUUGCAUUAUCCCAGCUGGGAUUUGUUUGCACUGGACUCAUCUUUACUGCCGAGAACCUGUACUCCUUUUUGGAUGCCAUCACUCGAGGCCACCAGAACAUUAGCGUUGGAGUGCCGGGCCUGAUUGCUUUACAGCUCGUGCCUCUCGUACCACUGGCGCUAAUUCGAAAUAUUUCUAAGUUGGGGCCCGUCGCCUUACUUGCUGAUGUUUUUAUUCUCGUUGGCUUGGUGUACAUUUGGCAAUUUGACGUGCGAGCUUUGGCAACCCACGGGAUGGACCCCACAGUGCGACUUUUCAACCCUUCGGCAUUCACUUUGACCAUUGGUUCUGCUAUUUUCACCUUUGAGGGUAUAGGACUUAUCCUUCCUAUCCAGUCUAGCAUGAAGAAGCCGGAGCAUUUCAGUGGGCUCCUCUAUUUCGUGAUGUUGCUCAUUACAAUCAUCUUUACAUCAGUGGGGGCCCUUUGCUAUGCCACAUUUGGCGAGAAGACUAAGAUUCAGGUCAUUUCAAACUUCCCUCAGGGCUCUGCACUGGUGAACGCGGUGCAAUUUCUUUAUUCUCUUGCCGUUCUUGCCGGCGAGCCCGUUCAGCUUUUUCCGGCAGUUCGUAUCCUAGAGACGUCGCUAUUCGGGGAGAGAGCAACGGGAAAGAAAAGCAUUGCAAUCAAGUGGCAGAAGAACGCAGUUCGAACUGCGGUUAUGGGUCUUUGUGUCGGCAUCAGUAUGGUUGGUGCCAGCGAUUUGGACAAAUUUGUCGCUUUGAUUGGAAGCUUCGCAUGCGUUCCCCUCGUAUACAUUUAUCCGGCGUAUCUGCAUUAUAAGGGCAUUGCGGCUUCCCCUUGGGUCAAAGCUUUUGACCUUGUACUGAUGAUUUUAGGAUUGAUUGCCAUGUUCUACACCACCUCGGUCACGGCUGCGCAAUGGAUACAGGGCUAG